AUGUGCUCCAACGGGAAGAAUGAAGCUGAAAAAUAUACGCUGGCGCCUAUGGGAGGUGAAUGCCUUAAUUUUUUCCAGCCAAGCCCGAUACCAAGUCCUGUUUUGGGGAGAAAGCCAAAUGCUAGUCAGUCACUGCUUGUGUGGUGCAAAGAAGUUACAAAAAACUAUAGGGGAGUGAAAAUCACCAAUUUUACUACAUCGUGGAGAAAUGGUUUAUCCUUUUGUGCAAUAUUACAUCGCUUUAGACCAGACCUAAUUGACUACAAGUCCCUGAAUCCUCAAGAUAUUAAAGAGAACAACAAAAAGGCAUACGAUGGGUUUGCCAGUUUAGGAAUAUCGCGAUUGCUGGAACCUUCUGACAUGGUUUUAUUAGCGAUACCUGACAAACUGACUGUUAUGACCUAUCUCUAUCAAAUAAGGGCACAUUUCUGUGGCCAGGAAUUAAAUGUGGUUCAAAUAGAGGAGAACAGUAGUAAAAGCACAUAUAAAGUGGGUAAUUAUGAAACGGACACCAACAGUUCUGUCGACCAGGAAAAAUUCUACGCAGAGCUGAACGACCUGAACCGAGAGUCUGACCUGCAUCCGCCAGACAGUGGUUUGGCAGACUUUGCUUCUCAGGACGACUCCGUAUUUGUAAAUGACAGUGGUGUUGGUGAAUCUGAGAGCGAGCAUCAGACUCCCGAUGACCAUUUAAGCCCGAGCACAGCUUCCCCUUCUUCUCGCAGGACUCGAAGUGACACAGAUCCACAGAAAUCCCAGCAGAGCUCCGGAAGGACUUCUGCAUCUGAAGACGCUGGGAAGUGUAGCAGUACAGACACAACACAAGCACAGCCUACGUUGGGAAAGAAGAAACUGCUGAUAGCUGACCCUUUAGACUUGAGUGACUUGGCACAUGUCGGUGAUCAAAAAGAGGAUGUGUCUCCCACAGUUGCUGGUGAAGAUAAUGACAGUAAGAGACGCCAGAGUUCAGAUAGCACCAUUGGUUUCUCAGAGCAAGAAAAGCUGGGACCUGUGGGAUCUACAGAGAGCACAAGAGCAGAUCCUGGUUCACCUGUAACAAAGCUGAGUUUAUCUCCUACUUCUAAGCUUGGAUUUUCCUAUAAUAAGGAUACAGAUCUUGCAAAGAAACCGCAUGCUUGUCUGAGGCAAACAGAAUCUGAUUCUGACGGUGAUGCCAGAACGGCUUUAAAUCAUGCAGAUCAAACUGCGAAACCAGCCCAGCAACGAAUGUUGUCAAGACAGGAAGAACUUAAAGAACGAGCAAGAGUUCUGCUUGAGCAAGCAAGAAGAGAUGCAGCUUUAAAGGCAGGGAAUAAGCAACUAACCAAUACGAUCGUCCCAGCCCGCAAUAAGCAGCUGAAUGAUCAGCAAGAUGAAGAGCGGCGUCGGCAGCUGAGAGAGAGAGCUCGUCAGCUAAUAGCAGAAGCUCGAUCUGGAGUGAAGAUGUCAGAACUUCCUAGCUACAGUGAAAUGGCUGCAGAAAAGUUGAAAGAAAGGUCAAAGGCAUCUGGAGAUGAGGAUGAGGAUGAUAAUAUUAAGAUAGAUACUAACGAGGAGGUUCCCGAAUGCUCCGUUACUGGAGGUGGAGAUGAGCUUACUAACCUAGAAAAUGACUUUGAUUCAACGGAACAAAACAGUAAGUUGGUGGAUUUGAAGCUGAAGAAGCUCCUAGAAGCUCAGCCACAGGUGGCAAAUUCACUCUCCAGUGCUGCUCAGAAAGCUGUAACUGAUAGCUCGGAGCAAGACAUUAAGAAUGGAACAGAGGAACAUCGUGCUGAGCGAUUACAAAAAGCAGCGGAACGGUUUAGAAAUCCCGUUGUGUUCAGCAAGGACUCUACUGUCAGAAAAACUCAGCUACAGUCUUUCAGUCAAUAUGUGGAGAGCAGACCAGAGAUGAAAAGGCAGAGAUCAAUACAGGAAGAUACAAAGAGAGGAAAUGAGGAGAAGGCUGCGAUAACUGAGACUCAGAGGAAGCCAUCAGAAGAUGAAGUGCUUAAUAAAGGGUUCAAAGACACCAGUCAGUAUGUUGUAGGAGAAUUGGCAGCACUAGAGAAUGAGCAAAAGCAAAUUGACACCCGUGCCGCGCUGGUGGAGAAGCGCCUUCGCUAUCUCAUGGACACAGGAAGAAACACAGAAGAAGAAGAAGCUAUGAUGCAGGAAUGGUUCAUGCUGGUUAAUAAGAAGAACGCAUUAAUAAGACGAAUGAACCAGCUUUCUCUUCUGGAAAAAGAACAUGACCUAGAAAGGCUGGAGCUAAGAGCCAUGCUGGCUAUUGAAGGUAAGAGCAGUGCUGGGCAGCGAGGGAAGGAACGCGCGUGCUGCCGAAGGCGGCUGCCUGAAAGCACCAGCCGUGGAGGCUUUUCUGAAGCCCG
Eurypyga helias (sunbittern) is the source of this 2372-nucleotide messenger RNA. It is a transcript of the gene EHBP1, whose product is annotated as EH domain binding protein 1. The record is from RefSeq and is a predicted model, not a curated record. Gene Ontology annotation, molecular function: protein binding. NCBI's taxonomy places the organism in Eukaryota, Metazoa, Chordata, Aves, Eurypygiformes, Eurypygidae. The transcript has 13 exons. The annotation marks the transcript as partial.